Messenger RNA from Penicillium nucicola, 1155 nucleotides. RefSeq lists its product as uncharacterized. The transcript is spliced from 6 exons. The annotation marks the transcript as partial. Lineage: Eukaryota; Fungi; Ascomycota; Eurotiomycetes; Eurotiales; Aspergillaceae. The record is from RefSeq and is a predicted model, not a curated record.
UCCCUAAUGUUCCCCGGAGCGUUCGGCUCACCGAAAUCAUCUUCUCACAGAAAUCCUCCCGAUUUGUCUGAAUUUCCAGCCACAGAGUCCGAAGCUGGGUCCUUGUCUUCAUUGGUCGAGUCAGUCGAAUCAGUCGAAUCACCAGACUUUUCACAGAUUCUGUCCCGCUCUGCCACUACGUGGUCUGCCCAGAAUCACCCUUAUAUAGACAAUUCACAGCCGGUACAAGAUUUUGGACUGUCGGUUCCCCCGCAGCACUCUACGUCAACGCUGGAUUCCAGCCCGAAUCAGCCUCGCAAUCGGGUUGCUUUGAACGACCAGCAGAGACCGACUCUCAGGUCCUCUGUUGAAAGUCAGACCCCCACUGAAGGGAGGCUUGCUCUAAACAAUCCCCCUGACCUUGGCAUCCCAUCAUACCCCAUGUCAGUAGUAUCAGACGCCUAUUUUGCUGGCCCAAUGCAUCAUCCUCAUCACUAUGCUUGGGCAAAUCGUCCGUAUCAUCCUGAUCAAACACCACAUGGACACAUGAGUCCCCCAUUUGCAUCUUCGCAGUCUUCCUACGCUUCAUCAGGCUACCCAGUUGGCUAUCCUAGUUAUUCAAGUGGUCCUUUACCUAGUUAUGCCCCGCAAGUACCGGCCUCUUACCAUGCAGCUCCUGGGAGUGGUGCUCGACAAAACCAACCUCGAAGUCCUCCUAUACCACGCCCUUUCCAGUCCGCAUCUGCCUCAAAUACGUCUCCGCUGCCCCAGCAGCCUCUCAUGGCCACUCCUCCCUAUAUGACAAAUCAGCCGGCAUACUACUAUGCCGACCCCCCAUCAGUCCCAUCCCAAUCCGCGUCCAUCAGCUGUCAACCACCACCAAUGGUCUCCCCAGAGCCAAUAUACUCCCCACCCAAUUCAGCGGCAACAUCAGAUUCAGAUCCAGUCCGAUUGGUCAGUUCACGGCCGCGGCCACAGUGCUGGGAUCAUGGCUGCAACGGUCGCGAGUUCUCAACCUUCAGUAACCUCCUCCGCCAUCAGCGAGAAAAGUCAGGUGUCGUCGCCAAAGCCGAGUGCCCAGUAUGUAGUGCAGUGUUUACACGUACAACUGCACGCAAUAUCCAUGUUGCACAAGGGAAAUGCAAAGCCUCUGGCAGGGAAUCUUCUGCGGAAUAG